Molecule: messenger RNA, 2082 nt
Organism: Lodderomyces oxycetoniae
Lineage: Eukaryota; Fungi; Ascomycota; Pichiomycetes; Serinales; Debaryomycetaceae
Product: serine-type carboxypeptidase
Exons: 1
Coding region: 1-2082 (693 amino acids)
Biological process (GO): apoptotic process; proteolysis
Cellular component (GO): trans-Golgi network
Molecular function (GO): serine-type carboxypeptidase activity
Source: RefSeq, a predicted model, not a curated record
AUGUUGGCAUGCUCCUUAUACUCAUUGGUUUUGCUUGCUGCGUGUUGCGUAUUUGCUAUACCACCGAAAGAAGGCAGUGAUAAUGAUGCUGAAAAACAAUAUAUGGUAACAAAUCUUCCUGGAUUACAUGAGAAUAUCGACGAUGAUUUCAAGCCAAUAAUGUUUUCGGGCCAGUUAGAACUAUUCCCUGAAAACAACACAAACUACUUCUUUUGGAAGUUUUCCGAUCCAAAUAUGCCAAAAGAUUCAAUAUACAGCAACAGAACAAUAUUCUGGUUAAAUGGUGGUCCUGGGUGCUCGUCCAUGGACGGCGCACUAUUAGAAACGGGGCCAUUCAGGAUUGACAAGAGUCAGAAAGUUAUCAUGAAUAACGGUUCAUGGCACAAGGUUGGUGAUAUCAUCUACGUGGACCAGCCAGUGGGAACCGGGUUCAGCUAUGGAGAACAAGACAAACUACUACAUGAUUUAGACGAAAUGGCAUUUUAUUUCUUGAAAUUUAUGCAAGAAUAUUACAAAUUGUACCCACAAGAUGUGGGAAAUGACAUCUAUUUUGCCGGCGAGUCGUAUGCUGGACAAUAUAUUCCAUACAUUGCAGAUGCCAUAAUUAAAAGAAAUGCUCGUUUAUCAACAGAGGAAACUAGAUACAAUUUGAAGGGGCUACUCAUUGGCAAUGGCUGGGUAUCACCCAACGAGCAAAGUUUAGCAUAUCUACCAUUUUUCAUUAACAAAAACUUGAUAAACAAGGAUAACCCUCAAUGGAUGCAGUUGUUGAAGUCACACGAAAACUGUCAAAAAAUUGUGGAUAAAAUAGACAGUCAUUUUAAUGAUGACACAUUGAACCCACUAGAAGUAGAUUCAUCACAAUGUGAAAGUAUCUUGACUGAUUUAUUGAGGGUAACGAUGGACAGGAACGCUGCGCACACAAAGGAGAGUUGUAUAAACAUGUAUGAUUACACCUUGAGAGAUUCAUACCCUUCAUGCGGGAUGAACUGGCCUUCUGAGUUGCCAGACGUUACAUCCUUUUUACGAAAUGAGGAUGUCAAACACGACUUGAAUUUGAAAAAGAUGAAAACUUGGCACGAGUGUAGUAGCCGAGUUGGUACUAAUUUCAACGCUCGAAAAUCACGGCCAUCUGUUCAUUUACUUCCGGAUCUUUUAGAGCACAUUCCUAUUAUCUUAUUCAACGGAGCCAAUGACAUAAUUUGCAAUGAAGAAGGUGUUUUACGAUACAUAAACAAAUUGGAGUGGAAUGGACACAAGGGUUUUGAAAAUAGCGACGCACAAAUUGAUUGGAUUCAUGAAGAUAAGAAUGUGGGAUACAUAUUACAUGAAAGAAACUUGACAUUCAUUAAUAUAUAUAAUUCGAGCCACAUGGUCCCAUACGAUUUGCCGGAUGUAUCAAGAGCGUUAAUGGAUAUAAUAACAGGCAAUUACGAUAGAAGACAAGACGAGGGGGGAAAACCUAGCUUUAUCACUUACCCGAUCGGCGUAAAGAUUAAAGGCGUUACUGAAGAAACGACACCGCAAUUGAAUUCAACAAAUUCAUCAUCAUCUAAUUCUUCAUCAAAGGCAGAAAAAGAAGAAGAAGAAGAACCAUCGAUUAAUAAAUUCAUACGGCUUGUGCAAUUAGCUGUUAUUUUAAUAGUCAUAUGGGGCGUUUAUAUACUAUACGCUUCUUACAAAGCUAGACCCUCUCCUGUUCUGAAAAAGGCUAGUAGAAGCGGGACUCGGAAGAAAAACGUGCAAUGGGCGGAUCAAGUGAGCAGUAUCCAAGGCGAAGAGAAUUUUUCAUCUCCUUCUUCUUCUUCUUCUUCACCACCACCACCACCACUUCCUCCUGCUCCUCCUUCUUCUAAAAAGGGAUUUAUAGCCAAAACAUUGGACAAGCUAAGAAGUAAGGACUCUCGAGGCACCUACUCAAGAGCUCAAGGGGAAGAUUAUAUUGAUGAUAUUGAAUUGGGUGAUAGUAUUCCUGAAGGGACCCUCGAUGACUUUAUUAUAGAUAGCGAUGACGAAAGAGAGGAACACCAACUGGGAAGUGAUAAUGUGCAUGGCAAGCAUAAAGAAACGGGAAGUACAUAA